Molecule: messenger RNA, 1723 nt
Organism: Chaetomium fimeti
Lineage: Eukaryota; Fungi; Ascomycota; Sordariomycetes; Sordariales; Chaetomiaceae
Exons: 1
Coding region: 85-1425 (446 amino acids)
Molecular function (GO): hydrolase activity, acting on ester bonds
Source: RefSeq, a predicted model, not a curated record
GGCUGCCCUGGCUACAAACACAACCAUCCGCACGCGAUCAAGCUCCCCCAGCGCCAGAUCAAGCCUCACUGGAGUUGGGUUAUUAUGUGCAAUCCCAACGACGACCAAUCCGCUUCGGCAGCUCCCGAACAGAAUGACGUCCACCCGGAUGACUUCCCAUGGCACAUUGGCGUCUGUGACGCCCAUUGCCACCCAACCGACACCAUGUCCUCAAUCGCUAGCAUAGGCAGCAUGCGUGCCCGCGCUCUAACCAUCAUGGCCACACGCUCGCAGGACCAAGACCUCGUCGCUUCGUCCGCGGCGAAAAAUCCCAUCCGAGACCGCUCAGUGCUUGGUUCGCCGGCGAAACAAGACACCCCCGACAAGAUCGUCCCCGCAUUCGGCUGGCACCCCUGGUUCUCCCACCAACUCUACGACGACACCGAGGCCAGCACACCCGGCCCAUCCUCCUCCCCCGAGACGGCCGAGCAGCACAAAACCGAGCACUACCGCGCCGUACUCUCCCCCCAACCCGACGAUGCCUUCAUCGCCUCCCUCCCAGACCCCAUACCGCUCAGCACCUUCAUCGCCGACACCCGACAGCGCGUGCUCGACGCAGGCACCGCGCUCGUUGGCGAGGUCGGGCUGGACAAGGCAUUUCGACUGCCGUGGCCGUGGGGGAAAAGGGACGCGGCAGGGACAGCCGCCGAGCAUACCGCCGAGGCCGACGCCGACGCCAACGCCCCGCCCAGCCGCGACGAGACGCUGACGCCCGGCGGGCGCGAGGGCCGCACGCUGAGCCCACACCACGUGAAGAUGGCGCAACAGAUGCGGGUGCUCCGGGCGCAGCUCCGCCUGGCGGGCGAGUUGGGCGUGGCGGUCAGCAUCCACGGCGUGCAGGCGCACGGGGUGCUGUUCGACGCGCUGGCGGCGCUGUGGAAGGGCCACGAGCGGGAGGUGGUGUCGCGGAAGAAGCAGAAGAUGGUUGCGACGGGGGCCGAGGACUUUUCGUCGUCGAGCGAGGACGAGGGGGAGGAGGGGUGGGGUGAUGAUGGUGGUAAUGAUGUCCCGUCGCGGCCGAAGGUCAAGGAGAAGAAGGCUUACAAGCCCAAGCCAUUCCCGCCGAGGGUGUGUCUGCAUUCGUUUAGUGGCUCGCCGCAGAUGAUGCAGCAGUACCUCAACCCGGCCAUCCCCGUGGAGACCUUCUUCUCCUUUUCGACCGCCAUCAACCUAUCGACUGCGGGAGGGGAGAGCAGGUUUGCGGAUGUUGUCCGGGCGUGUCCCGACGACCGGUUGCUUGUGGAGAGCGACCUGCAUUGUGCGGGCCAGGAGAUGGACCGGGUGCUCGAGGACAUCUCGAGAAGAGUUUGUGCGAUCAAGGGCUGGCCUUUGGAGGAGGGCCUGGCGAGGAUACGGAGGAACUAUGAAGAAUUCAUAUUUGGCUGAACUGCGCUAUCAGAGGUUGGGAAACAAUGCCCCGCACCCAGCGCAAGAUAAAUAAAGUUAAUCCCCCCUUCAUCCCUCUGCAACUUACUCUACUCGGACGAGUCGGAUAUAUUGCUGGCAGGUUUUCAUCGCCAACUCACCUCACCCCAGAUUAAACCACAGAGUGCAAUGGGAGCGGAGGCCCAGCCGAUGAAACGAAAUCCAGUACGGAUCAAAUAUCCGCCGCUGAGAGAGGUUGAAGACGUUGAUUUGGAAACGCGAUCGCGUAUUUGCUGACGAUCAGUGCGUAAUCAGGUAA